Messenger RNA from Adelges cooleyi (spruce gall adelgid), 3455 nucleotides. RefSeq lists its product as uncharacterized. The transcript is spliced from 2 exons. Bases 275 to 3241 code for a protein of 988 amino acids. The record is from RefSeq and is a predicted model, not a curated record. Lineage: Eukaryota; Metazoa; Arthropoda; Insecta; Hemiptera; Adelgidae.
UCUACUAUACAACCGCUGGUGCCCUGCGUUUGUGUUUUGGUCGGUCGAGGACGCGGUUGAGGACGACCUGGUUGACACACCACACUAUUCAUCCGGGUUCAUUUGCAUCAUGCGCUCUGGUUAAUUUUGCAACUGCAAUUGUUGCGCCAAAACGCCGGACGUCCGCCAAGACACACGACGUCCGCGACACCGGAAAUAAAAUUCUGGGUUAAAAAUUCGUUUUUCUUUUUUAAUAAUCCAGCAGUAAACAACAAGAGCUCCGACGUCAGUAAAAAUGAGUUUUUUAAUUUGGUCGCUGAUAUUGUUUUUGUGUGCAUCGUCAUUUGCUAACCAGGAACCUGGAGUGCUAGCUACCGUAGAAGAAGAACCACAAAAACCCAUGACCCUAAAAAAUGGCUAUCAUCCAGGAUUAUUUCCAUUUAAUAAAGGAGAACCUUUUGUAAUGGACCCUAACAUGGGUUCUAUUGACUUUAACACAAAAUCACCAAACCAGAAGUCCGAAGAAUACUACGAUUAUGAUACUAAAUUAGAAGAAGUACCUUAUGACUAUAAAGGUGAUCCAAUAGACAGAAAAGAUGAAGGGGAUAUAAUUUUACCUAGACCUAAUGAUAUUAAGCCCACCAAUAAUAAAAAUAAACAAACAGAUAUCUACCAAUUUUUAAAUUUACCAGUAAAAUACAGUUCAAGUGACAAAUUUCCCUUGAUGUCUAGUUCUUAUGCAAACACAAAAGUUCAAGGGUCCGGUAUCUCUUCUCUCAGCAAUCAUAAAAUUGCCCAAUCUUCUAAUCUACCUACAUCUACUAGCGCUCCUACUUCGUGGCCGACUACUUCGAAAUCAACUUAUAAAACUACUACAAUCAGUGUACCAAAAACUACUACGACAACUACAACAACCACGACAACUACUCAAAAACCCUAUCAAGAAUAUGAGGAAGAGUCCAUGUAUGAUUACGAUUAUUACCAUCCUCAAGAAUCUGUAUCUGUAACCACCAAUAAAAUUCCAACGCCUCCGACGUCCACUAGUAGUCCGACUACUACAACUAUUCAUAAUAAACCUUCUAUAAUUAUGCCAGAAUCUACAACUGUUUAUAAAGCUAUCUUAUCCACCACAAUUCCGCCAUCAACUGAAAAUCCAUACUCUACAUCAGUUAUUCCAAAUAAAACAGUAGUGUUAUCUUCGUCCACUUCACGGCCAGAUAUUGAUUCUAAACCAGACGAAACUUCAUUUCCAGAUUACGAUGCAGUGAAACCAACAGAAAAAAAUGAUCAACAAUAUAGUCAAAAUUUCAAGCCUUUACCAAGCAACUAUCAAUUUGAUGACAAAACGUAUCCAUUACUAACAAAUAGUAAAACUCCUAUGACAUUUACUGCACACGUUUCAUCAGGCAUAUCUUUAAAUAAUAACAAUAAAGAACACGAAACAAAGUACUCGUCUGAUUUGAGACCUCCGCCAAUAAAAGCAGAAUCAACAUACGCCACUAGAAUUGAGAAGCCAGAACCACAGAACUUCAAUAGAACGAAAGAUAUUGUUUAUGAAACUAGACCCACGCUAGGCAACAAACAAGAAGUAUCUAUGAACCCAUCAGAUUCUACGUAUUUGAAAACCCAACAGCAUAAAAUAGACAACACUGAACAUCGAGAUAUGAUACACUAUAAAGUCAAACCAGAUACGCCGUCUUACCCAAAUGUACCUUCAUAUCGACCUCAAGGGUCACAAAUUCAAAAUCGUCCAUACCAACCAGAACUGCCAAUAAUAAAAUCCCAAACGGAAUUACUAAAAAAACCAUUAAAUACCGAAGUAACUCCAAGUCGACCACAUACAUACAGCGUACAAGAACCAGAUCCCUACAUAAAAGUAAAACCUCAACAAAUUGUACCACAAAGUCAACCGGACACAUCAAAAUUCAAACCUCCUAAGCACGUGAUAAACCAUUUCAUAAAAACUCAGCCAAACGAAGACACUAAAAGCUACGCACUUCAAACUUCAUUCUCGAUUGGCAUGGACGGAGAAAGAACGGAUAUUCGUCCUGGACAAGGCGUUGGGCAAGUAUUACUAGUCGAAAACGCAUCUCUCGAAACUAAAGUAAAUCAAUCAAGCCCAGCUAAGCCUAAACCUACUACAUCAAUUCCACUAAUUCCCCCAUCGAGGCCAGUGUCAAAACCAGCUGGAUAUCCAAGACCUCAAUGGGAAAACAUACAGAAACCUCCCCCGUAUUAUCCUCCGAAACGCGAAGGUCCACCGCCACCACCACCUCAUAGAACAAACUUACCCAAUAUUCUACCUCAAUUUAGGCCUAACGCUAAAGUAGAUAAUCAGCCAUUACCUCCAUCACAUUCUGCAACUAUUGAAAGAGUACAAGUACCAAUAGACCACUUGCGGCCUCCACCAUUACCGAAACCCCAAUUCUUAAGAUUAGACAGAAAUGAUGAUAAUAUAGAAGAAGAAAUUGUAGAUAUCCCGGAAAAAGAAACAAGGAUUUUACAAAGAACUGGCCCGCAGCAAGCAAAAGUAACUACUUUACAAAUGAUGCAACAUGGAAGUCCAUCUAAGGUUUAUGAAGAUAACAAAGAAAAUCCAGUUCAUGUUAUUUAUGCGUCGAAUAAUUCGCCUAAACCCGCAAUAGAAAAAUUAUUAGAUGACCCUAUUAUAAUAGAUGCCAAGGACCGAUCUGACGUUCCAAUUUUAAAAACAAAGACUGCUCUUAACAAACCAAUCAAAACCGAUUUCCCAUACCAGAUAGUAAAACCAGAUGAAACGCAUAAUGCCACCACUUCAUUAGAUUACAACGCAUACACUCCAACAAAACCAGAAUCUUCAAAACCAAAUAUUGAUCAAGGACUUUUACCCAAUCUCCAAGACUAUGUACCGAUGGUAACACGCAGUCCAGCUUCAAACUUUGUAACUCCCUCAAAACUUAUAACUGCCACGUUAAAAACAUCAGAAGACAAUCAUAAGACCACAAAUGAAGGACAUCAACCACUAUUACACAAUUUUCAAAUCCCAUUUCAACCUAGUCUUAAAAUUCCUGAGAACAGUAACGGCUGGUCAGUAGUGAAAAAAUCUCAGAUUGAUGCUUCGGAAAAAAUAGAUGAAACUGGUGAUGUAGCUGCAUCCACGGAGAGAUUUGACCCAGAUAAUUUCAAACCCCAAUUAGUUGGAGGCUUUAUGCCGAUCGCGUCACCCCAGGAGGAAUCAAAUGAACAAAAGAACAAUGAAAAAACAGAUAGAUCGAAGAAAUAAACUGCAUUAUUAUAAAAAUAUAAUAAACCGAAUUUAUUUUUAGGAUAAUUAUUGGUCGGUUUUAAAUUGUAUUGAUUCGCGGCACAAUUUAUGACAGAAAAUGAAAUUGAUACUAGGAUAAUUUAACGUUUUAUCAGUUUUACUCCUGAUGAAUUCUCAUUUAAUGUAAUUUGUAAAUAAUGUACAAACAAUAAAAAAUACCUGCCUAAUUUAA